AUUAAAGGCAUGUGCCGCCACACUCGGGAAAUAUUAUAUCUUCACUGUUGUUUUCUAGGGCAUGGAGCCUGACAAAAAGGAGCAUCACACAAUGCUUAAGCAGAAAGUUAGCCCUAUUGGAGAAGGAGAAGCCAUGGGUCCAUCACCAAAGAAAAGGAACACUGCGGACGUGGUGUCAAAUCAAGCUCUGGAAGCUUCCGCCAAUGUGAAGGGAGAAGGAGCUCCUGUCAACCAGGAAGCCCAAGAGGGGGUGAUGGAGGGUCCUUCCAAGUCCCCUGAAGUCGACCCACAAGAGCGUGAUGAAGCGCAGCCUAAGCCUGCGCCAGGAGAUGCCACUCUCCCCGCUCCGGAAGAUUCUCUGCCUGAUGACAUUCUUCAUCACGAAGAGAAUGAUGAUGAAGAAGAUGGCGCAGGUGCAGGGGCGAGUGGUGACCAUGACAACUCUGAAAGCGCUGAAGAUGACACAGAAAUAACUUCUGUGGAAAUUUCCCACUACAUUGUGAACACGGUGGAUCCUGACGUAAUUAAUUAUGGAAUAAAACAUGCCCUGAUGUCAGAAAUCCGACGCUAUGGACGACAAUAUGGAAGGAUUUUCAAGCUACUGGAUGAAGUGCGGGGACCCCUGGAGAUCCGGCUGCAUUUUGUUAGGUUCGCCAUCAAGGAAGCAGCAAGGUUUAAAAGAUACCACCUGAUAUAUUAUCUCGAGAAGCUACUGGAAAAAAUGAUGUCAGACAGCACCAUCAGGAAUGUCGAUCUAAACGAAAGCACCUGAUGCUCUUUUUACAAUGAUCAACGAUAGGCAGCAAAUAGUUUAGCCCUGAAUGUAGUAGGGGGAUGCUGAAGCUGCCUUGUAUCUGUUAUCUAAGAGAAUUAAAGAAAGCUGUUUUAAACUACUCUUAAUAAAAGAUGAGCUUUCUGUCUA
Arvicola amphibius (Eurasian water vole) is the source of this 922-nucleotide messenger RNA. Its product is annotated as integrator complex subunit 6-like. The record is from RefSeq and is a predicted model, not a curated record. The transcript is spliced from 4 exons. Gene Ontology annotation, cellular component: integrator complex. Lineage: Eukaryota; Metazoa; Chordata; Mammalia; Rodentia; Cricetidae. Gene Ontology annotation, biological process: snRNA 3'-end processing. Bases 62 to 772 code for a protein of 236 amino acids.